Glarea lozoyensis ATCC 20868 is the source of this 972-nucleotide messenger RNA. RefSeq lists its product as uncharacterized. Lineage: Eukaryota; Fungi; Ascomycota; Leotiomycetes; Helotiales; Helotiaceae. The transcript has 3 exons. The record is from RefSeq and is a predicted model, not a curated record. The coding region runs from base 1 to 972 and encodes 323 amino acids.
AUGUCUUCUUCGAGCGGCAUCGUCGUUCCCCCCUCCCGCUCGCCAUCUGCAUCGAAGAUCGCAAAGACUACACUUGAACGAUUUCCACCGAAAUAUGCUUUAAGCUACCAGAAGAAAAUUACCUAUCGACACUUCGAACGCCGUCAAAAGUCAUGCGCACCAUUCCGUGAGCCACUUCCACGUAGAUUCAGUACUGACUACAAAAGACGGUUCGGAUCGAUCAAGCAUGACUACGACUGGAUGGCUGUUCGCCUCGACCACAAGGUUUCCAAGAAAAUUAGGAGGCCAAAGAUGAGGUUUUGCUUCGAAAACUUGAUGAGACAGAAGUGGAGCUUUGUCGAUUACGCUUCAAUGGUAGAUGACUUGAAUAAACCACUCGCCGUCGGACUGCAAGUAAAGGAGGCCUUGUUCAUCCAAACGGCCAUGAAAAAGUUUGAGGUCCAUCUCGCCUCAAAUCUGAAGAAGUCGACGACUGUAGGUCUAGACGGUAUCGAGACCUUGAAAGGUAAUGACAAGGUAGAGAGGAGGGAUCGGGAAGACUUUGUGAGACUGAUUGAGAGUGUCAAGGGCUACGACGCCCAAUAUUACUGGAAGGAUAAGGUCAAAGUCGGCAAGCAAAUGGGACAACCAUUGGAGGAUCAGACAGAUUUUGACGUCGUAGCUUAUUCCAAGAAACUGCAAGACCCCAAUCAAUUGAAGCUCACAGUGGAUAUGCUGCAUCUCAAGGAACACAAGGAUUGGAAGCUACAGUCAAAGGUCGUUCGCGACGAGGCAGAAUUCGUACAGAAGCAUGGUAGCGACUUCAAUUACGACUCCGACCAGGAUUUUGACCAAAUUCCAGACGCCGACACAGAGGACGAGGACGAAUCUGAGGAUGAGUACGAUGGAUCUGAGGAUGAGUAUAGCCAAGGUGACGGUGAAGAGAACGAGUCUGAGGAUGAGUGCAGCGAAGAUGGUGAUGAAGAGGACUGA